Molecule: messenger RNA, 3677 nt
Organism: Larimichthys crocea (large yellow croaker)
Lineage: Eukaryota; Metazoa; Chordata; Actinopteri; Sciaenidae
Gene: lrch4
Product: leucine-rich repeats and calponin homology (CH) domain containing 4
Exons: 18
Coding region: 244-2421 (725 amino acids)
Cellular component (GO): cytoplasm
Molecular function (GO): protein binding
Source: RefSeq, a predicted model, not a curated record
ACUUCCUGAAAGAUUGACAGCUUGAAGCGCUCUCGUUCGGUGGUGGAAAGGAAAUCUCCCGUUGUGCGAGGGAAGCAAUCACAACUCCCAUUUCCAGCUGAUUUACCGGAUUUAAUUUGGUACUUUUGAGGGAAAGUUUACAAGAAGGGCACUCGGCGUGGAGUUCAGAAGAAUCCACGGGGGUAUGAAAGUGGAGCGGACGCCUCAAACAAAGUAAAAGAAGGAGGCAGACCUGUACGUUUGAUGGCUGCUGGGGAUGGAGCCCAGCUGCCGGCCACAGUAGCGGCCAGCCGGAGCGUGGAGAAGGCGCUCGAGGAGGCUGCCGCGAGCGGGGCUCUUAACUUGUCCAACCGAAAACUGAAGGAGUUUCCCCGGAGCGCCAGGAACUACGACCUGUCCGACAUUACACAUGCAGAUCUGUCUAAGAACCGCCUGUGUGAGCUGCCGGAGGAGCUCUGUCAGUUCAUCUCUCUGGAGACGCUGAGCCUUUACCACAAUGGGAUGCGUUCACUGUCCUCCAGCCUGGGCAACCUCCAGGCCCUCACCUACCUCAACCUCAGUCGUAAUCUCCUGUCCAGUUUACCCCCGUCGGUGUUUCAGCUUCCCCUCCUGCGAGUGCUCAUCGUCAGCAACAACAAGCUGUGCUCGCUGCCCGCCUCCAUAUUCUCCCUCACACACCUCAGACAGCUGGAUGUAAGCUGUAAUGAGCUGCAGUGUUUGCCAGCGGAGCUCGGCCAACUCGAGUGUCUGAGGGAUUUAAACCUGAGGAGGAACCAGCUCACCACUUUGCCUGAAGAAAUAUCCGAGCUCCCCCUCGUCCGCCUCGAUGUCUCCUGCAACCGCAUCUCCCACGUGCCCUUGUGUUACCGCCACCUCCGGCAUCUGCAGAGCAUCCAGCUGGACAACAACCCGCUGCAGAUGCCUCCCGCACAGAUCUGCUCCAAGGGCAAAUACCACAUCUUCAAGUACCUCAACAUGGAGGCCUGCAAGAGGAGCCAGGAGGAGCUGGAGAGACACCUGAGGCCCACCGGCUUCAACAGCUGUCUGUCGGACCAGGAGCUGUUCACAGGUCAGUUUGGAGGGCUGGAUUCUGGCUUCAACAGCGUGGACAGCGGCAGCAAACGGUGGUCUGGGAAUGAGUCAGCAGAUGACUUCUCCGAGCGUUCCCUCCGCAUGGCUGAGGUCAGCAGAGACCAGAGGAACUUGGAGGAGGAAGAAGAGGGAGAGGGGGAUGGAUCUCCUCUGGAAGUUAAAAAAGUGAACGGAGAGGCCGAGCACGUGGACUUCAUAGACAGCAGUGUGACGGAGGAAGAGGAGGAGGAGAUCAAGACGGACCCGCCCACACCUCCUUUCACAGCACCUCCUCUGGAGCAGAAGGAGAACUCGUCACCGCCCCAAAGCCAGGACUCAGCAGUACACAGGUCCAGCCUCCACGUGGAGGUGUGCCCCCCAUCGUCGAGCUCCUCCUCUCCCCUGUCCCCCUCCAGCCCCAGCCUGGAGGAGAGGAAGAGGCCGGGCACGUUGUUCAUCUGGCAGGAGAGAGAGCGUCUGCAGCAGCAGCAGAGAGAAAAGGCCAAUUUCCUGAAGUCAUCCACUAAAACAGGAAGUCAUGUGGCUGCCACACCACAGACAGGAAGUAGUUCAGCUGGUGGAUCUCCAGAGAACAGCAACUCCCACUCAGGCCUCCGGCAGCGAUGUGCAAGUGCCGAGCAGAUGAGCUCAGUGUCUCCUUCAACACAUCUACACCGCUCCAGCAGCAGAACAGAUGUCCCGUCCUCCCCGAAGACGUCCCCUCCACCUGGCCAGGCCCAGAAACCCAACAGUUUCCUGUUCCGAACCUCCUCCCGCAGCAACGUCAAACCCACAGGAACCAUCUUCACUCUGGGUGAGUCUGGCAGGAGUGAGUCUCGCACAAUGCUGCGCUCUCCUAAAGAGGAGAGACCGGACAUCACACAACUACGCAAGACUCUGGAGUCUCGGCUGAAGAUCACUCUGCCGGAGGAUCUCGGCGAGGCCUUAUCCAACGGUACCGUCCUCUGCCAGCUGGUCAAUCACAUCCGGCCGCGCUCCGUGUCAAUCAUCCACAUUCCCUCCCCGGCGGUGCCAAAGCUGAGCUCAGCAAAGUGCCGACUUAACGUGGAAAACUUCAUAGUUGCUUGUCGUAAGCUGGGAGUCCCUGAGACGGAUGUGUGUGUGUGCUCUGAUGUGCUUCUGUGUAAGCUGCCCGCUGUGCUGCGCUGUGUGGCGGCCCUGCUGGCCGUGGAGGUGGGGGAGCCGGCGGAGGAGCAGUCCCCUUGCCACUCCUCACCUUCGUCGUCAUCGUCCUCCUCCUCUUCCUCGCUGCUGUCCACAGACUUCCUGCUCUUCUACUGCGCCGCCAUGGCCCUGCUCUACGUCCUCUACUGCUACCUGCUCACCUAGAGCAGCAACACAACACACACUUUAUAUUCACGUCCGUGGAGCUGCUCCACACACACACACACAGUCAGAGUUGUAGAGUUUGAGGCCAACACACACAGCUGCUCCCACAGUUGUCCUCUCAGACAAUACUCUGCAGUGUGUGUGUGUUUUCUGUGUGCAUACCCUCCAUUGCUGUAAGCAGAUGUCAUGAGCAGUGUGUGUGUGUGGGUCUCCACAGCUGCACUGGUUGGAUGUUAGAGGCAUGCAGAGCCACAGCCGAGCACCUUUGUAAAGAAACAGUACAGCUCUUCACUCAGAGUUAGAGCACACACUGACACUAACACAUGCCUUAGCCUAGCCUGGCCUUCACUCCGUCACACAUGGCAGGUUUUACCAGAUGGGAGGUGGAGCUUCUCCAUACACAGAAACACUCACUGGCUGAGAUGUGAAUGGGCGGAGCAAAAGAACCACACCCACAUUGUAGCUGCUAGGAAAGUGAUCUGGGUCCAGUCAUUCCUGCCUACCUGGAUUUGGAAAUAGAAGUUGAAGAUGUAGACAAGACUUUUUGUUUAGAGUUCAACUUCAGCACACGUCCUAGAAAACUUCAGCUGUUUGGAUUUGACUUGAGACUCUGUGGUUCUUCCGCUCUGGCACAUCAGCUUUAACAUGACAUUAUAUCUGUGUUCAGAGAAGCUCCACCUGACAAACAUUUAAACUCUGGCCUGUGUGUGUAGGCGGAGGCUCAUCCUGACAGAGAGAAGCUGUUUAAGUGAACUGAGAUGAACUGUGAAUGUGAUUUUCUUUUUUAGCCUUGAGACAGAUGCAGGUUAGUGAAUGUGGAAGUGGGAUGUUAAGCGGUGUGAUUUGUGACAGUGACAUAUAAUUGAAGACACAGUGCCUCUCACAGACAGAGACUGCUCUUAUUUUUGAAUGUCUGCCAUGUUAACUGUGAGCAGCAGGGGGCGGUGUCGCUGCAUCGCUCGGCCCCUCCAGGCUUCACGUGUCCAAACUGACGGUACAAACCCUCCACGAGUGUAAACUUUUUGUUUUUGUGUCGUCACUGGUCCCUUCCACCAGCUGACGUCACGGUUGUAUAAAUGUAAACAGGUUAAUAUUAAAUUAUUGCUUUUUUAUUUAUUUUGGAUUUGUUCUGUUCUUGGUUGUUUUUGUCAGUGAGGUCAAACAGCAGAGGCUGAGCGGCUUUAAGUCUGUAGGCUGAUACAUUUAAAGCUCAUAAAGCUCUGUGAGAUCAAUGUGUGUGCUUUAAAUCUCACAAA